GCAUCAAGUGAUCGUCACUCUGUAUUCGCAUACGUUGACCGGCCUGUCAAUUUUCUCGGAGGGCGUGUCAGGACGGGACUUCGCUGAAGGAGAUCCGCAGAAACCAGAAACAGUCGCAGAACCAAAAUGUCCGCAGUUCCCGACGGGAAGAAGCUCGUCCGCAGCCCCAGCGGGCUCCGCAUGGUGCCGGAGAACGGAGCCUUCAACAGCCCCUUCUCCCUGGACGAGCCGCAGUGGGUCCCAGACAAAGAGUGCCCCAGAUGUAUGCAGUGUGACACCAAGUUCGACUUCAUCAGAAGAAAGCACCACUGUCGGCGGUGCGGUCGCUGUUUCUGCGAUAAAUGCUGCAGUAAGAAGGUGGUUCUGCCCCGGAUGUGCUUCGUGGAUCCGGUCCGACAGUGUGCCGAGUGCAGCCUGGUGUCCCAGAAGGAGAUGGAGUUCUACGACAAGCAGCUCAAAGUGCUCCUGGGAGGAGGAGCCUUCGUCGUCACUUUGGGAACGACAGAGAAGUCUGAAACGAUGACGUGUCGCCUCUCCAACAACCACAGGUACCUGUUCCUGGACGGUGAAACCCACUUCGAGGUGGAGUUGUCUCGGAUCUCCAGCAUGCAGAUUUUAACAGACGGGACGAGUCCAGGAGAGAACGAUAUUCACACUUACACCAGCCUGCUGGACAGUCAGUAUCUCUCUGAAGGAGGGACGUCUCGAGCUAGCGGCAUGCUGCUCCAUUACAGACCAAUGGGCUCCCAGGACGCCCAGCAGCUUCGCAUGGAGGCUGCAGACGACAAGAAGGUGGCUUCAUUAUGGCUGGCUGCAAUGCACAAGGCGGCCAAGCUGCUGUAUGAAGCUCGGGACCAGUGACGAGCAGAACUGGACCUGCAGGCAGCACACACCCAAGUGUUUUCAACCCAGCGGGGUUCGGUUUCGUUCGGAUUCUUCUUAACGCCGGUUCUGGUUCUGCUUCUCCGUCUGAUUCCUCAUCGGUUCUUGAUACCAGUUUUCUUCUUAUCAUGGUGAUUUUUUUGCAAGAAAUGUUUAUAUGAAACGAGACUUUAUUACCUCUAUAACCAGUACUUUGUACAUAAUGUUUACCACAACUAGGCUGAUUGUUGCUUUAUUUUCUCGUGCGGCAGAGAGUUCUUUAACCCUCUCUGCUCCAGUGCAUAAAUCAGGGCAUGCAGCAUGAAGGUUUCUACAUUAAAAACGUAACAGGAGAAGAAGCCGGUUGAGAUUUCUCGCUACAACGAGGCUUCAACUUUAAUUUGUUUGAUUCCUGUGAAGAAGUCGACAUUUUAAAAUCCACAGAAUGUGACAUUAUAGCAUUCAUAAGCCGUUUUUCACAGUUAAUUCAUACGAUAACUUUACAUGCUGCACUUAAAUUUGUUUAUUUGUUGUGUCAACGAGGAUUUUAUUUCCCGUUAGAUUCAGCUAAACAGAACCAAGUAGGGACUCGAUCAACAGAUCUUCCGUAGAGACGACCGUCUCCUGCAGGUUGAAGGAAAAAUCCACCUUAAAACCCUUUAACACAAGUAGAAAAGCAGCUAUUUGUGAUUUAAUUUGCACUUGGGGUUUCUUAUUUUCUUAAUUUUAGGUAAUCCUACAAAUUAAAAGAUGCUUGACAUCAGAAAAAACCUCCGCUGGAUCCAACUUUGCAGCUCCACAAGCAACUUUGUUUAAUGUUUUUAAAGCGCCACAGCUCAGUAUGGUUUUUAUUUAACAGUACAGCCUCUAAAUUCAUGUGAUAUGAUAAUUUAUUCAUGGAUUUUAACAUCUGUAGCGUCUCCCUAUGAACAGAAAAUAUAUUAAAACACAGUCGUAAUAAUUAAAGUAGUCGUUGACGAGCACUAAAGCUUAAUAAACACCUUAUGUUUCCUCGUAGCUGUUCUGUUCCAGGAUGUUUUCAGUCAUUUACCGCAUAUUGCUGCGUAUAUACUGACUAUAAUACUGUAGUGGAGUGGAUUAGAAAUUUGGCUGCGUUGAAACAGGAGCAUUUAGCCGCUAUAGAGUCAGAUAUUCAUUCACAAAAGUAGAGCUAAAAGAGAACAAAUAUUUGACUUAUUUAUCAAGUGAUUUCACACAAAUUGGCCUCCAAAUGACAUAUAAUGUUGUUUUUUAUCUGCUAGAUGUGUAAACGAGCCACUGUUCGCCGACACAUUCAGACUUUUGCUUCCCUUAUUAGUAAGGAAGGACAAAAUAAGUGAAAUAUCUCAUUAAAGCGACAACAAUAGAUCAUGUGAAAGCUGAAUGUGCAGCUUUACGUAGAGAAAAAGCCUUAAAUCAAACACUAAGCACCAGAUAAAGACAGCUGGGGAACUUAAUGGAGCAAUUAGCUGCAAAUAACUCAGAUAGUUCACUGAGAAGGUGGUGGAGAGCAAAAAUAGAGCUAAAAGAGAACAAAUAUUCGACUUAUUUAUCAAGUGAUUUCACACAAAUUGGCCUCCAAAGGACAUAAAAUGUUGUUUUUUUUAACUGCUAGAUGUGUAAACGAGCAGCUAUUGACUUGUGAAUAAUGAGCAAAGACAAAGUAAAUGACUGAAAGCAUCGUGUGGAAAGUGAAAUGAACCCACUUGGACAAAAGUCUGCCACCAUGUACAGACGUUUAUGUGAAUUAUGACAGAGCAGAGAAAGAAGCUGAUCCAGUGGAUGUCAGAUAUCGCCAUACAAUGUCAGGUUUUUGGUUUUAAAAUCAGAAAGUACUGCCUCUUUAGAGCAGCAGGUUGGGUUCAGGGCAGCACAGAGAGGCAUUCUGGGUAAUGUAGGAUUCUCAUAAUGAAGUAAGAAGAAGAAGCAACAGGGCGGCUCCUGAAAUCACAGAUUUAUGUAAAAGUGAAGUUGAACGGUGGAUUUUUCCUUCAGCUGUGGCGACAGUUCAUGUUUCUCUGUAAAACACGGUUAGAAACUCUUUGCGCUACAAGUACGUACAGAUUUAGCGUCUUUAAGCCUCUGAGGAAACGUCGACUAUUCACUGAUUCUAGUGAAGCAUAAACACAUAAUUGAAAUGCUUUAAAUGUCGUUUCAUGUAUUGAAGUUUUGUACGAGCUAUUUUGUUAAAUUUUCCUACUUUAACACCAAGCCGUGUACGUACUCACAUAAUUUUUAAAGCUGAAGUAUAGUUUUUGUAAUACUUGGAUACACUUCUUCCUUCUGUCACUCUUAAGACCUAUUCGGGUUUUCAGUUUUUAUGUUUUUGUCGAUGUCGUCGCGCAGAACCACAACCAGGAAGUGAACCCGCCACCAGUCCGUCGGGUCGGCUUGUCGGCUCCUGGUUGAGGUGGUUGGCUGUCAGCUGAGCUUCCAAGGACCUACUUUAAACUGAAACGUGAUGGUUAAAGUGCUGAGCGCAGGAGAAAAUAGAAUCUCUGCCUGCUUUACAGCCAAAUAAACCGCCAUGGAUGGUAACUGCGUAAAAAAGGUUGCAGAAAGUUGACCUCAGUUUGUUCCUCUUGUGUUCGUAAACACCAAGUAUUCUUUAAAAAUCUAAUGAAAGUGGCUUUUAUUCAUUCAAACCUCAUUUCUGAUAUUAAAGCAGCAGCUUUUCGGUGUUUCAAGGCAUCUUCUGUCCUGAAACAUCCCUUAAAAUUGGAACAAAAAUGGAGAAAACCUUAACGUUGAAGAAAAGUAACACCACAGUUAAAAACAAAUACGCUAACCAUGUUUCUGUAAUUAUUUUUAUGUGCAUUCUAAUGUAGAAGAAGUCCCAAUUUUGCAGAAAUACAGUUUUUACACUCAACUACACACAGUUACGGGACUAGCUGGUGAACUCAUUCUGUCAUUUAGCUGCUAAAGAGACCAGUGUUUUAUUAAGGAGGCGGUGGAGACCAAAAAUGGAGCUAAAAAAGAACAAAUAAUGGAUUUACUCCUGAAAUUCAACACUUGGAUUCAAACCAAACAAGACAUUCAGACACCUUACGGAGUUGAAAAGGUUCCAGAAAGUUGGUAGGAAGUAGAAAAAGUUCGAUAAAAAAAACUUCCCAGUUUUGCAAAAACACUGUUUUCGCUUGAGGUGGUUUUUGAAUUCACCUAUAAAGAGUUAAUGCGCUUCAAGGGAGACGGAAACAGUUUUUCUUAGAAUAUAGUAUUUUACUGUUGGUGACAGAUGACCUACUGUAGUCAAUAAAGUGGCACGUUUACUAAUAAAACUUAAUAAGAAUUGUUGAUUUUCAAGUCUGAUGUAGAUAUAUGUAAUCCAAAACAAAAAACAAAUGAUUUCUGCUGCAAAAGUUAGAUUGUUUCUUAAAGUCCCAAAGAAAUAUGCGCUUCAUGUUCCUUUUGUUCGACACAAAUCAGAACGGAGCAACUGGAGAAACAAUGGACGAGUGGUUUUUGGAAAGCAGAUACUACAAAGAGGAACAAACUGGAGGAAAACGCAUCCGAUGGGACCUUUUAGUCGACAUUUUUCGCUGCUUUACUGCACAACAAGUUUAUCUGUUUAAGCCCCGACGCCCGAGAUGUUUAACCUUAAAUUUCACAACGUGUUUGUAGUCUUGAGGAAACACACGAUCUGAAGUGUAAAUGUACGUGGAGUUAACUGAGCUGUUGUGAUGCAAAAGAAGUCCACUUGCAGGCUUUGCUUUGUUAAAUCCUGAGCUUUCAGCGGAGCGUCGUGGUCUUCAUGGACGACAGAAGCGAUUAAAAAGCCUCUAAGUGGAAGAUGAAUUGCAAUUAUUAUUAUUUCUAUCCAACUGCUUCGCUCACUCCACUUUCCAAAUGAGUAGAUGUUAGAAAUGCUCAGCCGCUAACACUUCAUGCUACGUUCAGCUCAGAUUAUCGUUGACUUCUCGUGAUUUGCAGGUUUUUGCAGACAUCUGUAAGUCUUCCCUUUUUUCUAAGCUCGGACAAAAAGACCUCCAAGUCUGUAAAAUGUGAUGUUUUUUUUUUUUUUACUCCCCCCCCACCCCCCCUUUCGUCCACCACCUCACCUCCACUCUGAAGUGACAUAAAGUUUAUUUUUAUACGCUGCUCACCUAAGAACUGAAGUCCCUCCUUGUCGUUUGGUUUGAUGCUUUCAGAACAGAGAUGAAGGUGUUUUUGUGUUGUAAUCCAGUUAUGUUCUGCCGUGAAGUGAUGUGAGGGGCUGCACAGGUGUCCAAAAUGAGGAAGUAAUUGACCUUUCAUAGUUGAUCGAGCAGUUAUACCAAGACGUGCCACACAAAAAUAAAAACAUUAGUAUGUUUUUGAAUUUUCAAACCCCUAAAUGUGUGCUUAAACAUGGGAGUUUUUAUCAUGGCUUCUUUUUUCUUUUAUAUAUUUCAAUUCACCGAUAAUCGGAGAUGAUUCGAUCUAUUUGUCCAAUAUUUUAGAUUCCAAAUCAAUAAUAUGAUGAGAAAUAACACAGAAAAUUUCAAGUUUUUAUCUUUAAUAGUUCCUCAGAUGUUGUCGUUCAAACAGACUCAAAUUUAAAUGUGUGAAAGGCACUUUUUAAAUAAUUACUUUUUCAUUUCUCUCGGAAAGUAUUUGAUAUGUCGGUGUGAAAAAUCCACAAGCAUCUGUAUAAAUAGGCAGAAAUAGUUGUAAAAAAAGUGAAGACCCUGCUUUUUAUUUUGGUUUUUGGUAUAUUUAAUAAAAUCAUGCUGAAUUUUACCUGAUAAAAAAAGUCUACAGUCGACCAUGAAGCUCACUUUGGAGUUUGUUUUUCACCACGACAACCCAGAAAAAGAGGAGAAUUGCUCAUCAAAAACACCAAAUCUAUUGACUAUGCUAAAACUGUGCAGCCCCUUCUUUUAAGUUAGUAUUGUAAGUUUGCACUACGUGUAGAAUCACCAAGUCGUCACUCAGCCAGUGUUUGUUCCUGCACUUUAUACCCACCCCACUACACUUCUUGUUCCCACAACGCUUCAUUUGUUUUCGCUGAAAAUGCUUCACUGCUCCCUCUGUUGGAUCAUUCUGUUGAGAAUAAAAUCAAGUGUUUCUAUA
Molecule: messenger RNA, 5913 nt
Organism: Acanthochromis polyacanthus (spiny chromis)
Lineage: Eukaryota; Metazoa; Chordata; Actinopteri; Pomacentridae
Gene: zfyve21
Product: zinc finger, FYVE domain containing 21
Exons: 8
Coding region: 127-861 (244 amino acids)
Molecular function (GO): metal ion binding
Source: RefSeq, a predicted model, not a curated record